Messenger RNA from Bipolaris sorokiniana ND90Pr, 347 nucleotides. RefSeq lists its product as uncharacterized. Bases 130 to 330 code for a protein of 66 amino acids. NCBI's taxonomy places the organism in Eukaryota, Fungi, Ascomycota, Dothideomycetes, Pleosporales, Pleosporaceae. The transcript has a single exon. The record is from RefSeq and is a predicted model, not a curated record.
UAACGGCAUGACUUUCUGAGGGCAAUGAGUCUCUGUUCAAGGAUGCUUAUUCUCAUAUUUUGAAUGAGUGCUCAGAAAAAGCGUGUAAAUACUUAAUCGAUAUCAUACUGCUAUCUCUACUAAGAUGAAAUGACCCCACUACCCGUGCGUCUUGAAGACUAUUCCAACGAGAUCUUCAGGCAUGCAUCGGUCUACCCAAUGGCGGUGAGCGUAUUGCUAGUCUACAGGGAAGCACAUGCUAUCUCGGACCGAAAUGCGUAUCAACACAUUGUACAUACAAACCCUACCAAGAGAAGAAAGUACACCACGGAUAGUAGAAACGGUAACUGAAGUAGUGAGAUCGGAAA